AUGGAAACUUCCCGUGUCUUUUCUAUGCCGCCUGGUUUUGGUUUCCAUCCGACAGACGUGGAGCUUAUUUCUCAUUAUCUGAAGAGGAAGAUUCUUGGGUGCCAGAUUGACUUGGAAGUGAUACCAGAGGUUGACAUCUAUAAAUAUGAACCGUGGGACUUGCCAGGUAAUCUUUUCCCAGGAUGAUCAUUUUAGUUCUAUUUAGGUGGUAUGACGUGGGAAAUCAAAAAUAUUCAAAUUGAUGUGUGCAUUCUAAAUUCCUUACGUGGAAAAUUGGGGGUAUUUAAAUCUAUGGUCGGCUCUUUAUUUAGACUGUGAAUAUUUUUUUUAUCGCUACGAAUUCAAAUAGAAUGAUGUUUUUUUAAAGUACAGUAUUUUAGUUUUUACAUAAUUUUAAUACAUUUCUGCAGCCAAGUCUCUGAUCCCCACCAGAGAUUCCAAAUGGCAUUUCUUCACUUCCCGGGACAAGAAAUACCCAAAUGGUUCCCGUUCAAAUAGAGCUACUGCAGCUGGAUAUUGGAAAUCUACUGGCAAAGAUAGAAACAUUCGUUUGAACAACCAGAUCAUUGGGACUAAGAAAACACUAGUGUUCCAUCAAGGCAGGCCUCCUUAUGGGAAGCGCACCGAGUGGAUUAUGCAUGAAUAUUAUCUGAAUGAGAAGCAGUACAGCGGAGCACCUAUCGAGGUAUUUCUUAUGCUUGAAAUUUUAAUUCGGCUGUACAACUUUAAUAGAGGAUUAAUAUACCUUCUUUUUUUUCACUCUCUCUCCUGAUCUAUGAAAUUAUUCAAUGUUCAUGUUUUCUCUUAUUAUAUGCCAAUAUAGCGAACACAGUUUCUGGUAGUUUCAUACCUUCGUGGCUUUUUAUUUAGAUAUUCAGUCCCGAGGCUGGGACACCAUGCUCUCACAUUAUUUCCGGGAAGAAUUACUAGAUAAAUGAAUUGCAGUAUAGAAUGAUUGGAUCAUUACCGCAGAAUUAUUUGGUUAUUCAGUAUUGAUAGUAAUUAUGGUUUUUGUUAACAGGAUAUCUUUGUUCUAUGUCGGGUUACAAAGAGGAAUGGUUUGAAUCAGGAAGAAGAGGAGCUGGUCUCCCCCCAGGUGAAGAAGUGUAUCAAUCCACGUCUUUCUUUGCCCAAGAAAAGUUGCCCAAAGGAUUUUGAAGAUAUUUUUGUCCACCUGAUACCGAAAAAGGAAGCAUCCAGUCCAACUGAAGAAGUGGACAACUAUGAAUCAUGGCUCGAGGAGCUAUAUGAUCCUAAUAUCUGUACAUCACUACUUCUAAGCGAACCCGUGAACGAACAGAAGGUAUUCCUCUUUUCUUAG
Spirodela intermedia is the source of this 1321-nucleotide messenger RNA. The record is from the annotation of a GenBank genome assembly. Lineage: Eukaryota; Viridiplantae; Streptophyta; Magnoliopsida; Alismatales; Araceae.